Messenger RNA from Marasmius oreades (fairy-ring Marasmius), 456 nucleotides. RefSeq lists its product as uncharacterized. The transcript has 3 exons. Lineage: Eukaryota; Fungi; Basidiomycota; Agaricomycetes; Agaricales; Marasmiaceae. The record is from RefSeq and is a predicted model, not a curated record. The coding region runs from base 1 to 456 and encodes 151 amino acids.
AUGGCAGCUAGCGCUUAUUCUCUCCAAACUUUCCCUCUUCUCUGCACCCGAACCCCAUAUCCAGACGCGAUGGCCACCCUCCGUUCCUACCACGAUGAAGCUGGCAAAUCUUCAUCGCAAACUGGUCUUACUAAAUCUGUGUGUGAACGGAAAUUUCGUCGUCGCGCUAUCAUUCGCAACCAUAUAUCUGAAAGUGAUGACAUGGAUAACGAAGAAAUUACCUACAACGAAUUCUGUUCACGACUGGGAGGAGCCUAUACUUCUCAAACCUUGACUUUGGAACGGGCCGAAGAAGAUUCUCGUCGAGAUAUGAAAACAUAUUCAUAUGUUCAGAAAUGGCGCAAGGACGUCGACUUCAGAGUAGAAAUUGGACCUCCCGUUUCUCCGCUUAUUGCAACGGAAUUUCCUUCUUCACCUGUGGCCGUCAUCCAUCCAUCCUCUCUAAGAAUGUCAUAG